Molecule: messenger RNA, 2277 nt
Organism: Prosopis cineraria
Lineage: Eukaryota; Viridiplantae; Streptophyta; Magnoliopsida; Fabales; Fabaceae
Product: silicon efflux transporter LSI3-like
Exons: 3
Coding region: 581-2185 (534 amino acids)
Biological process (GO): transmembrane transport
Cellular component (GO): membrane
Source: RefSeq, a predicted model, not a curated record
CGCUAUCGUCCAAGAUUUCAGCCGAAAAAGAAAACAAUCCAAAAUUGUAUAAAAAAUUUAAUGUUUCAAUUUCUUUCUCGUUCAAUCCUGUUCCUUUUCUCCUGUGUUGUCAUUUCGGCCUUCAUCCAAAAUCGAAAGUUCGCCACCCUCUUUCCGAUCCUUCAGCCAAGCCUUCAACUUUCGUCUUUCAAUAUUCAAAUUGCACUCCCGAUCCCAUUAUAUUUACCACUCCAAUAGCACCUCUUUGCAACCUCACACUCUUAUUCUUCCGUUCUCUCUACUUAAUCUUCCAAUUCCAUUAUCUUCAUGUCCUGAAAAUGCUGGAGAAAUUAUCAAGCAUCUUGGUCCUGGAAAUGGUGGAGCUAGGAGGACCUUAGGGAAUUCAUUCUUUGGAUUUGAUGGGAAUGCAUGCUAAGUUGCUAACUGUCAAAUGCUCGCUUUUCAAGUUCAGGGAAUUUCAUUCUCCCAUACCGAAUUCUAAUUAGCAUGCUAUUUUCAAUGGCCUAGCUAGAUGUGGGCUUCUUAAGUUUUUUCUUUUGGGAAGUUGAAACUAAUUUACUCGAUUUGUUUGGCUUCAAUAAUGGCACUAGCUCCUAUUCCAAAAGUGAUUCUCGGUUCAAUUGCCUUUGCGAUCUUCUGGGUGUUAGCAGUUUUCCCUGCUGUGCCUUUUCUUCCCAUAGGCAGAACUGCUGGGUCCCUUCUAGGUGCCAUGCUCAUGGUCAUCUUUCAAGUUCUAUCGCCAAAUCAAGCUUAUGCUGCCAUUGAUCUAGCAAUUCUGGGUCUUCUUUUUGGUACAAUGGUUGUGAGUAUAUAUCUUGAGAGAGCAGACAUGUUCAAGUACUUGGGGAAGUUACUGUCUUGGAAAAGUAGAGGGGCCAAGGACUUACUUUGUCGAGUCUGUCUGAUUUCUGCUAUCUCAAGUGCUCUCUUCACCAAUGAUACCUCUUGUGUUGUUUUGACUGAAUUUGUAUUGAAAGUUGCAAGGCAGCAUAAUUUGCCUCCCCAUCCAUUACUCCUGGCCCUUGCUUCAAGUGCUAAUAUUGGGUCCUCUGCAACACCAAUAGGGAAUCCCCAAAAUCUGGUAAUAGCUGUUGAGAGUGGCAUAUCAUUCGGAGAAUUCUUGAUUGGGAUUCUUCCUGCUAUGCUUUUGGGGAUUGUCGUGAAUGCUUUGAUUCUUCUGUCCAUGUUUUGGAAGGUAUUGUCUACUCAUAAGGAUGAAGAAGAUGCUGCUGAGGAAGAUGUAGCAGAAGAGGAGGUCAAUUCUCAUAGGUUUUCUCCAGCCACAAUGUCUCACUUGACAUCCUUCAGCUCUCAAGAAUCGAACUAUUUAGAAUCUGUUAGCAUCCGAAACUCUCCCCAGGUUCAGAGUCUGAGAAACCGCGGAAGCUCAAGUGAAAUUCAAUGGGUCUCUAACAACGUAGUGGAUUCUGCAAUAAACGCAAAUGGAUUAAAUGAUGAAAUGAAGGGCAUGACUUCCCAGACAAGGGAGGAAAACAGUCAUUCAAUGGCUGUUGCAGCAGCAGAUAGAUCAAGUGAUACAAAUUUUUUCGAAGGAAAUGACAUUUUAAACCCAAAAUUGAAGCGCGUAGUCUGGAAAGGUUGUGUUUACAUUAUCACAUUAGGAAUGUUAGUUGCUUUGCUUUUGGGAAUGAACAUGUCAUGGACUGCAAUUACUGCUGCACUUGCUUUGGUAGUUCUUGAUUUCAAGGAUGCUAGGCCAAGCUUAGAGAAGGUUUCAUAUUCACUUUUGAUAUUCUUCUGUGGAAUGUUUAUCACGGUAGAUGGCUUCAAUAAAACUGGAAUUCCAAGUGCUUUGUGGGAAUUGAUGGAGCCCUAUUCUAAAGUAGAUAGUGCCAGUGGAAUAGCAGUGCUUGCCAUAGUCAUAAUUAUACUUUCAAAUUUGGCCUCAAAUGUACCAACAGUUCUGUUGCUGGGAGCAAGGAUUGCAGCAUCAGCAGCUGCAAUCUCAAGUGAAGAAAAGAAGAAGGCAUGGCUCAUCUUAGCAUGGGUGAGCACGGUUGCAGGGAAUCUGUCCCUCUUAGGAUCAGCAGCGAACUUGAUAGUGUGCGAGCAAGCUCGCAGAACACCAGACCUUGCUUACAAUUUGACCUUCUUGAACCAUCUCAAGUUCGGACUCCCUUCUACUCUUGUGGUCACUGCCAUUGGUUUGACUCUCAUUAGAUGAUAGAUGUAUCGUAUAUAUGACUUUGUCUCUGUUUUGCUUCAAUAAAAAUAAAUGGAAAAAAUCAAUCUAUAGGUUCUUCUAAUUUUUCUCAA